Amoebophrya sp. A25 is the source of this 2664-nucleotide messenger RNA. Lineage: Eukaryota; Dinophyceae; Syndiniales; Amoebophryaceae. The record is from the annotation of a GenBank genome assembly.
GACAACCAACAACGAGAGGUUCAUUAACGGCUUUGAACUACUAGACAAUAAGCAUUAAGAGGAAUCCCUCCUCACGCCCUUCGGAAGAAAAAGAAAUCAGCCUCCUGUGCGUAAGCAUUCCCACUUUCAAGUACAGAGACAUCAAACCAAAACGCCAUGCUCUCUCCCGCCGCAUCGUCUACCGCGCCACAUUCUUCCGAACCACGACUUGUCGAGAAAUGGUGGGUGCCGAUCUCACAGCGUUUGCUCGAGGAAGAAGGAACAGUAGAGGCCCGCAACGACGGCGAGGAGGCCGAAAUAGCGGAGUUGCUGGACGAAUUAGGAAUCUUGGAGCGAGAAGCAGUCACUUUUGCUACUAAGGUAGAGGCCGAAUUGCAGGUUUUGAAGGACUUGGAAUUGCAACGGAUCGAUUUGGCGCUGUAUUUUAUGGUGGGGAUGUUGUUGUAGUUGUGAUUGUUUGUAUUUACCUGUAGGUGUAGUUGUGAUUGUUUGUAUUUACUUGAUUCUUUUGUAUUUUUGUUUCCUAGUUAGGCGUGCUCCACCGAUAUUUACGUGUAGGUAGAAGACAUAGACAUGCGUAGUACAACUUUUUGCGCAUCAUGCACACGCUGGACCACGUCAUGAAGACCCUCCUUAUAGUAUAACAUCGUUUUUGCGGGAGUCUAGAUUCUCGAAAAGCUACCACUUUUCCUUAAUUCCUGUUCAUAACCACUCCGUUUCAUAGUCGCACAGAAAACGCAUAUGUGCGCACAGAUAUGGACCAAAGCCAUAGCAUCGGAAUUCGAAACUCACGCCUCUGUUCUCCCGAAAAAAUCACCGCUUCCGCCAGGUGCGACUAAAGGGGCAGUGACGAAGGUAUAGUUUUCUGUGAGUGUAGAACUUAGAGUCACAAAAACAUCCUGUACCUAUUGUGGCAGACUGGAAUAUGAUUUUUUCAACGCUAAAGCUAGUGGAUCACAUUUUUACAACACCACCACUUCUCAGCCUCUUGCUCUUGUAACUGCUGAGUCUCUAGCACCUAAAGCAACAGGGAAUAAGGAGACGGAUACAAACACGCUCCAAAACCGAAACGCAUCCAUUGUCGGCGAAAAUCUGCGACGACUCAGUUUACAGCAGGUAAAAAGCUACCACUGACAGUAGAAAUUUGAAUUAGCAGUUUUCAGGAGCAGAAGUUUCCCACAAACUAUACAACUAGUAAAAAUCACCGUCUAGUAUUAAGCGUACAAAUUCACUUACAUCAUCGGUUCAUCUCAUCUUCUCAGGUAAACCGCGCCAGCAUGCAAGCCACAACGCUAGACUGCGGCACUUCUGCGUAUGCCGCAACUGCUUCAGACCGUCUUAAGAGAAGAGGCAGUGCAAGUGGUAGUCGCAGACCCACUUUACUCGAAGGCAGCGAUUCUUCGGGUCCUCGAAGAGGAUCAGCAUCAGACUUCGGAGGUGCUCCUGGUAUCUCGAAUUAUGCGAGGAAGAUGUCAUCUGCAACAUCAUCUUCGCAUCAGCGUAACAGUACGAAGAGUGGCACAGCUAGUGGCUCCACUGAAAGUGGUGCUGGUGUUGGUGCUGGUUAUGCAACAGGAACUGCUGUUCCUCCGACUACAGGUAGGACUACAAGAGGCAUCUUGAAAAAGAACAACGAAGAUGUUGUUGAUCCCAGUGGUAAUCAUGCGAGGACUACUUCUUCAACCGGUGGUUUGGCUGCUCCUGAUGUAUCUUCAUCUACUUCAACAUCAGCCUUCUUCGAUCGUGGAGCACCGCUGAAAGUUCUCUCCAAUGAGGAAGCUAGACAAGCCGAUCUAGAACUGGAGAACCGGAAUUUGAGGAAACUAGAAAUUAAGGAUCAACUUUCAUUAGCCCUCAUUGGGGUUGGUCUCUGACAUCAAAGAGGAGACCCCCUAAGAGAACCAACAGGGGAAACCUAUUAAGGGAAAAGGCGGGAGCUCCUCUCUAAGGGGCUUCGUCGUCCCUUCAGCAUCAGUGACCAACGAAUUUCGACCUUUAAAGAGAAGAACGUCGUUGUUUGCACUGCUCUUCGAUCCAACUGCCAAAGACUGCUUGUGGACGAACAUCACAUGCUGCAAGUUGCACUGCUGGAGAUGGAUUCGUUCAUUUCAGCUGUGAGUACCAAUGUUUGCCGCAUGAGGGAGAUCCGAGACGUCUUUCAAGUGAACAUAAGGGAAAAGAAGCGGAAGAUUUUGUGCAAGCAAGAAGCAUUGGCCAGUCGAAGGAGGAUUUAUGAAGGACUUUUGUGAAUCUGAAACUGAAUUGAGGGGGACCGGGACGGACAUGAACACGGAUUGCAUGACUUCUCAAUUGCAUUUUUGAAUCGAUAGUAUUCUAGUAAGUAGCACUGAAGAUCAGUAGGGUCUUUGCAUGAUAUUUCUGAUUACCAAUACCGGCUACUGUGUUGCAUAAAAUUGCUCAGCUAACUGAGCAAAGACCUCUUUGCAUGACGUUUUUCCAAGUUCUGAUAGUCAAAGAAUAGAAAUUUCAUAAGAGAAUCUCAGACCCUAUGGCGAUGCUUCUUGCAAUCAUUUCCUAUGAGGGGAAUGAAGACGGAAGACGAAAAAGACGAAGAGAGAAAGGGAGAGAGAGAUUGUAAUCCAUAUGGCUUGCAUGUAGGGAAAGAAAAGAUAAUUUUCGGUUUUUCAUAUUAUCUAGGUCGGU